CCCGUAACCCAUCCACGACUCUCACUAAUCUCCCGACCUCUGCUCUUUUGCGUCCCCCCACAGGUGGCGAUGGUGGAGGUGCAGCUGGACCACGACACAAAGGUUCCGCCCGGAAUGCUAGUGGCGUUUGCGAUCUGCACCACUAUGCUGGUGGCCGUGCAUAUGCUGGCUUUGAUGAUUAGCACCUGCAUCCUGCCGAACAUCGAGGUAGUGUGCAACCUGCACAGCAUCUCCCUGGUGCACGAGUCGCCGCACGAGCGCCUGCACUGGUACAUUGAGACGGCGUGGGCAUUUUCGACGCUGCUGGGGUUGAUCCUAUUCCUGCUGGAGAUAGCCAUACUGUGCUGGGUAAAGUUCUAUGAUCUGAGCCCGCCGGCGGCCUGGUCGUCCUACGUGGUGCUGAUACCCGUGAUGAUUAUCUUCCUGGCUUUCGCCAUACACUUCUAUCGGUCUCUGGUGACGCACAAGUACGAGGUGACGGUCUCCGGCAUGCGGGAGCUGGAGAUCCUCAAGGAGCAGAUGGAACAGGAUCACCUCGAGCACCAUAACAACCAUAAUCGCAAUAACGGCAUCCACUACGGUGCCGCCGGCGACAUCGUUUAGCAGUAUUAAUCGCGCGAGGAUCCCACGAAGCAAUAAACCAUCUCGGCGAUCCUUCUCUGAAAACUUAACGAAAACGAAAAG
Drosophila miranda is the source of this 684-nucleotide messenger RNA. RefSeq names its product calcium release-activated calcium channel protein 1-like. Gene Ontology annotation, cellular component: membrane. NCBI's taxonomy places the organism in Eukaryota, Metazoa, Arthropoda, Insecta, Diptera, Drosophilidae. The transcript has a single exon. The record is from RefSeq and is a predicted model, not a curated record. The annotation marks the transcript as partial. Gene Ontology annotation, biological process: store-operated calcium entry. Gene Ontology annotation, molecular function: store-operated calcium channel activity.